Mesocestoides corti is the source of this 6933-nucleotide messenger RNA. The record is from the annotation of a GenBank genome assembly. Lineage: Eukaryota; Metazoa; Platyhelminthes; Cestoda; Cyclophyllidea; Mesocestoididae.
AUGUUUUGCUUCAGCCUGUCGGCGAAACGCCAAGGCCGAAGGAUUCGAUUAAAAUUAUUCCAACAAAUUCUUCGACAAGACAUUGGUUGGUUUGAUCAACAAACCAUGGGUGAUCUUAUCACAAAACUGACGUCUCAAGUUGAUCAAAUCGAAACUGGAAUCGGCGAUAGAUUAGGUCGUUUUCUCCAAAACUUGGUUAUGUUUAUCAGCUGCUUUGUCAGUGCCUUUAAUAAUCAAUGGAAACUAGCCCUUGUGGGCCUCUCGACAACACCCGUCAUUGUCAUUGCCUUCACAAUCCUGGGGCUAGGACUGAGCCGCUAUUCCACAAAGGAAGACAAGGAGUACUCGCUUGCCAACAGUAUCGCUAGUGAAGUUCUUGUCUCCAUAAGGACUGUGUUUGCCUUUAUCGGGCAGGAAAAGGAAGCAGCGCGCUAUAAUGCAAACCUUGGGGCAGCCGCCAAGGUUUCACUUAAGAAGAACCUUGUCCUCGGUUUUGGUGUGGGUUUGAUUAGCUUCUCCAUUUUUUCCUCCUCGGGCCUCACCUUUUGGUACGGCAUCAAAUUAAUCACUGAAGGCGACACUAGUGUCCAAGGUGGAACCAUCGUGUCGCGUUCUUUCGUAGUCCUGCUCAUGCGCACUCCCAGAAUGCCUUUGCUAGUUUCUCUUACCAUUCAGGUGGUGCUGGCCUUCCUGGUUGGCAGCAUAGCCCUGGGACUUGUUCUCCCUGAAUUCGCCUUCUUCACCCGCGCAGCCUCUGCGGCCAAGAGCACUUUCUGGAUCAUCGAAAGGGUAACCUUGGCCUUCCACUUCUACUUUUCGUUCGAUGAUAGAGCACGUUCACAGGGGUACAAUCAUAUUCCCCCAAUUGACAAGGACCAGCCUGGCGAAAUUAUCGAGAACUUCAAGGGUCGCAUUGAAUUCAAAAACGUCACGUUUCGUUACCCAACUAGACCAACAAUGACGACCCUGAACAAUCUGUCCAUCAAGGUUCGACCGGGACAAACUGUUGCAAUCGUUGGUCCGAGCGGUUCAGGCAAGAGCACGACAAUCCAACUGAUUCAGCGUUUUUACAAUGCAGAAUCAGGAGAGAUCCUAAUCGACGGAAAAGAUAUCAGAACUUUGGACUUGGUUUGGCUUCGCAAGCAGAUUGGGGUGGUUCAACAGGAACCAACUCUUUUCUCAGGAACCGUUGCUGAGAACAUCGCUUUCGGACUGCCUGGUGCAACAGAACAGGAGAUUGAGGCUGCUGCCAAAAUGGCCGAUGCGCACGACUUCAUCCUAAAACUUCCACAAGUAUUGGCUGCCUACCAAACCUCGAUUGUUGAAGGCGGCGGUGGAAUGUCAGGAGGUCAGAAGCAGCGGAUUGCGAUCGCAAGAGCCCUUAUUCGCAAUCCCAAAAUCCUCCUCCUUGAUGAGGCCACUUCGGCAUUAGACACACGCUCUGAACGCGCCGUUCAAAUGGCCCUUGACAGAGCCCGCACAGGCCGGACCGUGAUAAUGGUCGCGCACAGGCUGACAACAGUUCGCGAUGCCAACAAAAUCGUCGUGAUGGAUAGAGGACAAGUUAUGGAAAUCGGCAAUCAUGACCAGCUUGUUGCUCUAAAUGGCAUUUACGCUCACAUGCUGUCAACACAGGAUAAACCUGACAGCGAAUCGGAUACGGAACGCGAAUCAGACGAGGAGGGAAAUAUCGACCAGUCCCUUGGAAUGUCAAAAGAAGAAAUGCGCAAACGGAAUGUCUGGAUGCGCUCCAAACGCUAUUCUGAAGUUGAAAGUGUUCUUGAAACCCUCAGUGAGACCUCCAGCUCAAUAAAAACUUCCAAAGAGAAGAAUGUUUUGCUUAGAGCAGUCAAACUGAACCGACCGGAAUUUCCAUUCCUCUUUGCGGGGCUUUUCUUUUCUCUUCUAUCCGGUUUGAGUCAGCCAGGUUUCUCAAUUCUCUACUCACAAAUGUUCGGGAUCUUUUCGAUGAAUAACACUGCACAAGAGAAGCUUAAUGAAACCAGUUUCUACUCCGGUAUGAUGGCUUUGCUGGGAUUUUUGCAAUUCGUGGUGCAAGUUCUGUCGGGGGGCGCACUUGGGUAUGCGGGAUCGAGGCUUAUAAAACGAGCCAGAUCCCUACUGUUUAGUGCACUUCUUAGACAGGAAAUUGGAUGGUUCGAUCGCGUGGAAAACAGCCCGGGAAUUUUAACGGCUCGUCUUGCGACAGAAGUCUCGUGUUUAGAGACCGUGACUGGCGUGCAACUGGGUACAUUGAUGGAGGCAAUCAGCCUAAUCACUGCCUCCCUUGUAAUCGGCUUCGUCAACAGCUGGGCAUUGUCUCUGGUCAAUUUAUGCUUUGCGCCCAUUCUUGUCAUUUCCAGUGCACUUCAGAUGAAUCACUUAAAAGCAAGUAUCGGGCGUCACGAAGUAGCAGGUUCUCAGGUGGUUCAAGAGGCCCUCAGCGCGGAAAAGACAGUGACCAGUUUUGGACUAGAAUCGCACUUCUACGAAAAGUUCCGUAAGCGGUCUGCGCCUGCUCCUUCUGCCCGCUACAAGGAGGCAUUAAUGUUUGCUGUGGUUCACUCAAUCGCCUCUUCGUUGCUCUACUAUCAGGCGGGCUCCACCUUCUACGUUGGCGCCGUCCUCUUGUCAAAAGGUCAACUCACCACGCUUGCAAUAUUCCGGUCAUUUGCUGCUUUCAAUUUCGGCAGCCAGGCCCUCGGCCGUGUAGCAUCUUUGGCACCUGGAUUCAAGAAGGCGUCACACGACGUGAGACUGGUUUUCGCCACGAUGGACCGAAAAACGAAAUCCGACGUCAACGCCGGUGACUUUCCAGAUGAACCGUUCGAUGGACGAAUAGAGUUUCGCAACGUCUACUUCCGUUACCCGACUAGGCCUAACACACGGAUUCUAAGACGUUUCAGUCACACAGUGGAGGCGGGGCAGUCGGUUGCGCUCGUGGGCCAGUCAGGCUGCGGUAAGUCCACCCUACUCCAAUUGGUGCAGCGCCUCUACGAUGCGUCCAACCACGGGCCGGACAGCGGUAUUUUCAUGAACGGACGCGACGUUCGUACCCUGGCACCAAACUGGAUCAGAAAGCAAAUAGGUAUUGUCUCGCAAGAGCCGAACCUAUUCGAUCUCACCAUCCGUGAAAACAUCGCCUACGGUGACAACUCGCGCGAAGUGAGUAUGGAGGAGAUCAUUGCCGCGGCGAAAAAGGCCAAUGCUCAUUCCUUCAUUGAGACGCUACCAGAGGGCUAUGAAACAAACGUGGGUCAAGGUGGUUCUCAAUUGUCUGGCGGUCAAAAGCAGCGCGUGGCCAUCGCUCGGGCUAUUAUUCGAGAGCCACGCAUUCUCCUGCUUGACGAGGCAACGUCAGCAUUGGACAACGAGAGUGAACGUGUCGUUCAGGCAGCGCUGGAUGCGGCCAUGGCAGGUGGAAACCGCACAAGCCUUGUAGUAGCCCACCGCCUCACUACCGUGGAGAACUGUGACAUGAUUGUUGUACUUCAGGAAGGCCAAAAGGUCGAAUCUGGUCCGCCCUCAGCUCUUUGUGGUCUCGCUGUCGGAUGUUCAUUUCCGGUAAAUCUGCUCAUAUUUUCGGAUGUUGUGAAUGCCUUCACAAACACCACUGCGUCUCCUAUUGAUGUUAUGCCUCGUGUGGUUGGCAAUUUUGCCCUGCUGGGCAGUGUAACAUUUAUAGUGGCAGCCAUUCAGAUGUUUUGUUUUAGUCUCUCAGCCAGAAGGCAAAGUCGGCGCAUUCGUCUGAUGCUGUUUAAGCAAAUACUUCGUCAGGAUGUACCGUGGUUUGACCGCCAGGCAUUGGGCGACAUCAUUACAAAACUGACGUCAAAUGUGGACAAUAUUGAAACAGGAAUCGGCGAACGUCUAGGACGUUUUCUUCAAAACUUUGCCCUGUUUAUUAGCUGCUUUGUGAGUGCCUUCACAAACAACUGGAAAAUUGCCUUAGUCGGACUCAGCUCAGCACCAUUAAUUGUGUUGGCUUUCUUCGUCAUGGGAUUCACCCUCAGCAACUUUGCUAUAAAAGAACAGAAGGCCUAUUCAAUUGCUAACAAUGUUGCCAGCGAAGUGUUCAGUUCCAUAAAAACGGUAUUCGCCUUCAUUGGUCAGGAGAAAGAGAAGCAACGAUAUCGAUCUCAACUGGGUUCUGCAGCAAAGGUCUCGUUCAAGAAAAAUGUCAUGCUUGGUUUUGGCAUCGGAUUAAUUGGCGGUUCUAUAUUUGGAUCAUCAGGCCUGACAUUUUGGUUUGGUGUGAAACAGAUGGUAGAAAGUGGGUCUCCUGACAGUGGAACCAUCGUUUCUGUGGUUUUGGCGUUCCUGGUGGGAAGUAUUGCUCUAGGCCUGGUUCUGCCCGAAUUCUCGUACUUUACUCGUGCCAAAGCUGCUGCCUCAGGCACCUUUUAUAUCAUCGAACGUAUUCCCGAAAUUGACAAGGACGAACAAGGAAUGGAGCUAGAAAAUAUGCAGGGGAAUAUAGAGUUCAGGAAUGUCACGUUUUCCUACCCAAUGCGACCGGAUAUAGUGACUUUAAAGAACUUUUCCAUGAAGAUAAAGGCCGGUCAGACAAUCGCUAUCGUCGGUCCAAGUGGAUCUGGGAAGAGUACCGUUAUUCAGCUUUUGCAACGCUUCUACGAUCCCAGUGAAGGACAAAUAUUGAUCGAUGGUCACGACAUCCGUGAGCUUGAUAUCAAGUGGAUGCGGCGGCAGUUUGGAGUGGUUUCUCAGGAACCUGUGCUUUUCGCUGGCACAAUCGAGGAAAACAUCAACUUGGGUCGAGAAGAUGCGACAUUCGAGGAAAUCGAGAACGCUGCAAAGCUUGCUGACGCGCACGACUUUAUCAUUGCUCUGCAGGACGCGUACGAAACAAUGAUUGGCGAAGGCGGUGGAGGCAUGUCUGGUGGACAGAAACAGCGACUUGCCAUUGCAAGAGCUCUCAUUCGAAACCCCAAAAUCAUGCUACUGGACGAAGCAACAUCGGCGCUGGACACGCACUCUGAAAGAGCAGUCCAGGAGGCCCUAGACAAAGCAGGUAAAGGGAGGACUGUUAUAAUGGUGGCGCACCGACUGACGACUGUCCGCAACGCCGACAAAAUCAUCGUUGUCGACCGAGGCGUGGUGAAGGAAGUGGGGUCACACGAUGAGCUCGUAAAACUUGACGGAAUCUAUGCUCACAUGCUCUCCACACAGGUCAGUGUCGGCUGUUUAAACUGUCCCAAAAAGAAGAAGGAUCACGAUGAUUCCGACAGCGAACCACAAAGCGACGCCGAACCAGACGCGCCUGCUUUCACACACGAGAAGAAGCGCGGCGUGUGGAGGCGCACAAAGCCCGUCUCGGAGACUGAGAGUGUCUUCACUUGUGCCUCGAGUGAGUCCUCCAUUGCGUCGACAUCGCAGAAUACCGUUCUCUGGAGAGCUUUCAAGUUAAACAAACCAGAGUUCCCGGUUUUAUUCAUUGGCUUGAUCGUGUCAUUAAUUUCUGGGCUUAUCCAACCAGGCUUCUCUAUUCUCUACUCACAAAUGUUCGAGGUAAGCAAACUUGUCAUUUUUAGUCAAGAGGACAAACUGAAACCAACCGAGUUUGUUGCUGGCAUGAUGGCCUUGCUGGGGUUAGUGCGUCUUAUAACACAACUUGUUUCGGAACCCGGUUGGUUUGACCAGGUUGCCAAUCAGCCUGGUGUGCUUACAGCGAGACUCGCGACAGAAGUCUCCAGCCUCGAGACAGUUACAGGGGCUCAACUGGGGUCAAUGAUGGAGGCGGUCUGUUUACUUGUCGCGUCCAUGGUCAUCGCCUUUGCGUACAGCUGGCAGCUCACUCUAGUCAACAUCUGUUUUCUUCCUGUUAUCGUUAUGAAAAACUUUCGGGCUGCCCAAAACAUUCGUGAGGUUGCAGGAUCCCAAGUGGUGCAAGAGUCCCUUUCAGCCGAACGGACCGUCUUCAGUUUAGGCCUUGAAGACCACUUUUACAAUAAAUUUGUUGAAAAAUCAGGCCCCACUAAGAAAACCUUUUCUGCUUUCAACUUCGGCUCACAGGGCCUGACCAGAAUAGCUGCAUUGGCUCCGGAAUUCAAAAAAGCGACCACAAAAAUCUGCUCCGUCUUCGCAACAGUGGACAGAGAGACCAAACUAGACGUCACGGAGGGUGAAUAUCCUGACAAACCACUAAGCGGUUCGAUCGUCUUCAAGAAUGUCUACUUCCGUUAUCCAACUCGCAGACAUGUCAAAGUCCUCCGGCGAUUCAACUACCACGUCCAUGCGGGGGACUCUGUGGCUCUUGUCGGCGCUUCUGGCUGUGGCAAAUCGACCCUUCUACAGCUAGUCCAACGUCUCUAUGAUGUCACGCCUCACGGUCCCAACAGUGGGAUUUUCAUGGAUGGCAAAGACGUCCGCAGCCUGGCACCGAAUUGGAUUCGCCAGCAGAUUGGUAUUGUCUCACAGGAGCCCAACCUCUUCGACUUGACAAUUCGCGAAAAUAUCGCCUACGGAGAUAACUCGAGAGAGGUUUCUCUCGAGGAGAUUAUAGCUGCUGCCAAAGAUGCAAACGUUCACGACUUUGUCCAGUCGCUACCACAGGGUUACGAAACUCCAGUUGGUGCAAGGGGAUCUCAACUGUCUGGUGGUCAGAAGCAGCGAAUCGCAAUAGCCAGAGCCCUCAUCCGCAAACCGAAGUUCCUUCUGCUAGACGAAGCCACUUCAGCUCUGGACAACGAAUCGGAGCGCAUCGUGCAAGCUGCACUAGACAAGGCUAUGGCCAAGAGUGGCUGCACGAGCCUCGUUGUGGCGCAUCGACUCACCACUGUGGAGAACUGUGACGUCAUUGUGGUUCUGGAGGAUGGUCAGGAAUCUGAAAUCGGCUCUCCUGAAGCUCUAAUGGAGGCCAAGGGUGUUUACUAUAGGAUGCACAACGUGGAUGCCGCCGUAAAGAGGCAUUAG